Messenger RNA from Trichoderma aggressivum f. europaeum, 1554 nucleotides. RefSeq lists its product as uncharacterized. Gene Ontology annotation, cellular component: membrane. The coding region runs from base 1 to 1554 and encodes 517 amino acids. The record is from RefSeq and is a predicted model, not a curated record. Gene Ontology annotation, molecular function: transmembrane transporter activity. The transcript is spliced from 6 exons. Gene Ontology annotation, biological process: transmembrane transport. NCBI's taxonomy places the organism in Eukaryota, Fungi, Ascomycota, Sordariomycetes, Hypocreales, Hypocreaceae.
AUGGCCUCAGACAAGAAUGCAACCAACUCAACCCAACACGAUGAACUUAUUGUAGAUCAGGGUGAUGUUCAUCAGAUUGGGGAAAGCCUCUUCGACAAGAAGUUGAACAAACAUCACGAUGAUGCUCUUGACUUUCUCCAAGCUACAGAGGAUCAAAACUUCACCUACACAGACCAGGAAGCGAGUAGUGUGCGGUGGAAAAUCGAUUUAAUGCUAAUGCCACUGCUGCUCGGGACGUAUACCUUGAAUUUUCUCGACAAAGGGAUUCUGUCCAACGCGUCCGUCUUUGGACUCAAAGGUGACACGCAUCUGGUUGGUCAACAGUACAGCUGGGUUGCUAGUAUCUUCUACUUUGGCUACAUGCUUGGGCAGCCAGUCAACGCAUACUUGCUUCACAAGGUCCCUAUGGGUAGAUGGUUGGCUGGUAAUGUGUUUGGCUGGGGUGCCUGCAUUUUGUUAGGCAUCACUGCCAAGAAUUUUGCCGGCAUUGCUACUUCACGCUUCUUUCUUGGCCUUUUUGAAUCCGUCACGAACCCUGCAUUUGUGCUGAUUACCAGCCAAUAUUAUACUCGCAAGGAACACUCUCUUCGUUCGUGUAUAUGGUGGGCGGGCAACUCUGUCGGGUCCUUUUUUGGUGACCUUAUUGCCUACGGUAUUGGCCAUGGCCAUGGCUCGCUUUCGCCGUGGAAGUACAUGUUUAUCACCUUUGGCGGAUUCACAGUCCUCUGGUCGAUGAUACUCAUGCUUUUCUUGCCCGAUUCUCCGUGGAAGAUGAAAUUUCUAAAUGAACGAGAGAAAAGAAUCGCUGUGUUGCGUGUAAUGUCGAAUCAUACGGGGAUAAGUUCUUCUCACUGGCAAUGGAAACAGGCGGUCUCUGUUCUUGUCGACCCCCAAGCGUGGAUAUUCUUUUGUAUUGCAUUUAUUCAAUGCCUCCCGGGUGGCGGACUGACAGCAUUCAACAAGCUUAUCUUAACGGGACUCGGAUACACCAACCUCGAGGCGACUAUAUACUCUAUGCCCGAGCAUGCCAUUCAGCUUUUCAGUGUCAUUGUUGCGGGCGUCAUCGGUUCUUAUAUAAAAAAUGCCCGAUGCGUCGUCAUUGUAUUAUCCAACAUACCUCCUUUGGUUGGCAGCUUGAUUGUGUAUUAUGUGCCCGCGUCUGACAAACUUACCCGUUUGGCCGGCGUGUACAUUCUCUUCACGAACACCAUUAGCUAUAUAAUGGUCUUAAGCCUCGUCGCUUCGAAUUUCGCUGGAAUGUCGCGCAAGACGGCCGUCUCUGCAGGAAUAUUUCUUGCUUAUUCGGCCGGAAAUCUUGUCGCACCACAGCUCUUCAUUGACUCAGAGGCACCCCUUUACCCAACAGGAUUUCGGGGAAUGAUCGCCUCGUUCCUAGCUUUGAUUGUGUUGGCUUUCAUCCUUAUGACCUACCUGGUUUUACAAAAUAAGCAACGUGACAAGAAGUAUGGCAAAGUCGAUCCAAAUGUCAUACAAGAGGAUGAUUUCCUUGACCUGACUGACAAAGAGCUGCAUUAUUUUCGAUAUGCUUGGUAG